Phacochoerus africanus (Common warthog) is the source of this 1442-nucleotide messenger RNA. RefSeq names its product transmembrane protein 253 (gene TMEM253). Lineage: Eukaryota; Metazoa; Chordata; Mammalia; Artiodactyla; Suidae. The transcript is spliced from 7 exons. The record is from RefSeq and is a predicted model, not a curated record.
AAUUGCUUCAAUAGUGUCCUUCCCAAGGCUGACCAUUUAAGGACCAUCUUCUAUACAUGUCUAGUUGUGGGUUAUCACUGAGUCAAAAACAAUCCCCACUAUAAAUAGAGCUCUCCAUCCACUUAGUCAGUGUCCAAUCCAGAGUAAAUCCUUCAAGAAAGGAAUGAGAGAGGAGAAACUGUCCAGAAAGUGAGAGACAGGAAGCCAGGUCUUGGCACAAAUCUUUAAGAAGUAAUGACAGGACUAAUCCAGAGAGUAAUGUAAGAUUUCUGUAGGGAAUAGCAAAUAAUUUCAGGAGGAAUCUUCCCCUGCAAAAGGAGAAACAUGAGAUGAAAAUAGGGGGAAACUGAGGCCCAGGAUGGUAGUGUUCAUGCAGAUGAGGUGAGUGAUCAGAAGAGGAACCCAGGAUGGGCAGAGAUGGGGACAAUAGGAAACAAGAACAGAAUGAGACAAGGCUGGUUGUCUCGAGGAGAGAACUGAGGCUGGUGCCUGCUAACUGCCACUCCCUGGAUCCUUAGGUCCUCAUAGGGACCUUUACCCCACCACACCCCAAUCCUGAUAGCCUGUCUCUGCCAGGACAAGUUCGUUGGCUGCUCUGAGCUACCAAGCCCCGCUAGGAGCUCCAGGCUCAGCUGGGACCCAUCCCUUUGGAGCAGCUGCUUCAGACUAGGCUGGGAAGUACCGAGCUCUCGUGGUCAAGGAAGCCAUGGAGGAGAGAGCUGGUCGUCUGGAAAAGCUACAGCACUGGGCGAGGCACAGGCAGAGUGGGCACCUCUUGGUGCUGGCGGUGAGCCAGCUAUGGCUGGCAGUGGCUGUGGUGCCCUUUGCUAUCUCAGUUGCCUGCCUGAACUCUGCUUGUCACAUGGCCACAGCACUGCCGCUUGGGCCUGGAGUACUGGGUUUCCUCACUGGGAUUGUUACCCUUGAGCUGCGCAGAGCACCCCGUCUCUGGAAGGUGCGUGCCAUGAUGAUAUUCAACCUCUUCAAUCUGAUCUUGGGCUUCAUCGCGUUGGUGAUUGAGGUGAUGAAGACAGCCUUGAUGUCUGCCCCAAAUGUCCCCUCCCAGCUAGAGGGCUUGCUGGUGCUUGAGCUCAGCGCUGAAGCCUUCACUCUAGGGGGAGUGCUGGUCUCAGCAUACUCCCUGAUCCUGCUGAGCCAGAGGAAGCGAGGAUGCUGCAGGAGCCAGAGUCUGCACUACCAGGAACUGCAAGAGGGUCUCUCAGAGUUGGAGGAAGUUCCUGAUUUGGAGAAUGGUCCCACCAUGACUAGCACAGCAAACAGAACGAAUGAGUGAACUGGCAAGGGGAAGAGUACAGGUGCUGCUCUCCUACCCUACAGAAGCGUUCUCCAGACACUCCUGCACCCCAUCCCCAUAGAACUCAAACUAGAUGGAGUCCCUUAAGACCUAAAAAGGAGUUCCUUUGGUGGCUCAGCAGUUAACG